UUGGCAAACAAAGAGGGGUGAGGCAGAAUGCCGCUCUCUGUGAGGAUCCUGGUCUGUCUGUUACUGUACACACAGCAAGGUCAGGGGGACCUGAGAUGUCAGAUCAAGCAGGAAGAAUUAAUGAUAGUAGCUGUGCUAAACGAGAGAGUGAAGAUUACGUGUGAGUACCAGUGCCAACUCAAACACCAGCCGGCAAACCAGACUUCCUCACCGCCACUUCCUGUCCAUUUCACAGUGCGACUCUACAAGGACCGUCAGGAACAUCUAGUCUACUGUGCCUCAGGCCAGGCAGUUGAACCCCGCAUCAGGGUGGACUGGGAGCUGACAGUGAAUCACACGGAGCACAGCGGUGUCUAUUACUGCACAGACUCCACUACAACAACAUCAGGGACACUGCUCCAAGUCAAACAUGCUGUUCACAUGGAGAAGUCGCUCACCCUGCAGUACAUCCUUGGGACGAUUUGCAUCAUCCUGACACUGUACAGUGUGGCUGCUACAUCAGUGGUUCUCGUCAAAAGGAAGAUGUGUGCCCGGUGUAAAACUCACCUGGUGAGAGCUGCUGAUCUGAACCCAGUGCCACAGGCUCAGAAACCACGGAACUCUGAAUCUCAGCAAAAUGCCAGAACAGAGAGCGCAGGGACAGCUACAACUGAGGAUGCCUACAUGGCUCUGCAGAAACAUGAAGUAUCUGUGUAUAGCUCCCUCGACAACGACAGAUCCAAGACCCAGGCCUCAUCUUGGAGAUAUAAAGCAUCAACGGGUGCUCAGAACAUCCAGCCUCAGGCUGAGGAAGAGACCUACGAGAGCGUUUACGAGAGUUACUGAAGUGAGGGCCCCCCCUUAAGGAAAUGGAAGGAGGUGCAGCGUCUCCCCUCACCCACCAAGCUCCCUCUCCAGCCCAGCUGCCUCUCCCCUGCGCCCAGGAGUGACCCAGGGAGCCCAGGCUGCGGCCCUGACACACUGUGCCAUCCCGGGCCCUGUCACACAGGCUCCCUCUCCACUCCCUGAGACUGCGAGACACCCCCUGACCAGAGACGACCGUGAGGCACAGGCGCAGUGUCUGGGCUGGGCUAACUGUUCCAGUAAACCUCGUGACCAAAUUCCAUUGAUCAUUGGAUGAGAAUGGUGCAGAGGAGGCCUUUCGGCCCAUCACGGCUGCUCCAGCUCUCUGAAGGAGCAUCAGGACUUUGUGACUGUGUCCUGCCUUAUCCCUGUUUUUUGAUCCAAUAAUACUAAAGGCCUCAGUUGAAUCUGCCUCCAGUUCUGGACCCCUCGCAAAGUGACAAAGGUUUCUCUCACACCACAGUGGUCUCUUUUGCAAAUUCCUUCCGAUCUGCGCCACCUCCUCUUCAAUCCUUUUAUCAACAACCACAGCUUUUCCCCGUCUACUCCCACCAGGUCCCUCGUGAUUUUGGAAACUCCUAUCAAAAUCUCCUCUCAGCUUUUGUCUUCCAAGGAAAACAGUCCGAAUCUCUCCAAUCGAUCCGCACCGUUGAAGUUUCUCAUUCCUGGGACCAUCCUAGUAAACCAUUUCUGUCCUCCCUGUCAUGUGCUCACAUCUUUUCAGUAAUGUGCCACCCACACAGUACUCCAGCUCAGUGGCUUGUACAAGUUCAACACCACCUCCUUGCUCUUGUAAUUCUGUUUUUUAACCUUUACUUUACAGGACUGUACGGUGGCUCAGUGGUUAGCACUGCUGCCUUACCCUGGUCCCUGGUUCAAUUCCUGCCUCAGGUGACUGUCUGUGUGGAGUUUGCACAUUCUCCCCGUGUCUAUGUGGGUUUCCUUCCACAGUCCAAAGAUGUGCAGGUCAGGGUGAAUUGGCCAUGCUAAACUGCCCCUAGUGUUAGGUGCAUUAGUCAGAGGGAAAUGGGUCUGGGUGGGUUACUUUUCGGAGGGUCGGUUUGGGCUGAGGGGCCUGUUUCCACACUGUAGGGAAUCUAAACUAAAUUGACACAAUACACACAAGUGCGCACACAGACACAGGGUCUAGAUUAGAAUGGUGCUGGAAAAGCACAGCAGGUCAGGCAGCAUCUGAGGAACAGGAAAA
Messenger RNA from Hemiscyllium ocellatum (epaulette shark), 2050 nucleotides. RefSeq lists its product as uncharacterized. The record is from RefSeq and is a predicted model, not a curated record. Gene Ontology annotation, cellular component: membrane raft. Gene Ontology annotation, molecular function: transmembrane signaling receptor activity. Lineage: Eukaryota; Metazoa; Chordata; Chondrichthyes; Orectolobiformes; Hemiscylliidae. Gene Ontology annotation, biological process: positive regulation of cytokine production; positive regulation of B cell receptor signaling pathway; B cell receptor signaling pathway. Bases 28 to 825 code for a protein of 265 amino acids. The transcript has 7 exons.